GUGCGUGCGCCAUGCAGCUUGCUCUCUGGGAGCAGCGGUUGGCGCAGACCUCCUCAUGGCACCAUUUGAGUUGACAGGUCCUCAUAACUUCUCCAAACAUUGACGCUUGCGUUGCUGACAAAUACUGACGUCAGGACCGCGCAGUGACGUAGUGGUGUCAAGAAGUGUGGAGUCCUGACACUUGCGCCCGGCGCAGCCAUGAUUGCUGAGAGCCCGGCGCCCACGUGGGCCGAUGUCAUGCCACGUCAUCAAGGCAUGGGCGCGCAACCCCAGGGAAGGAGCCCAUCUCCGGAAGAUCACUCCCCCCCUGGCUUCAAGCUUGACGCCAUAGCUGUCUUCCAAGACAGGGAGAAGCAGGAGAACAUUCGGAGCGUGCAAAUAUAUUCUCAGGGGGGCCAAUACAUGGCUCUGCAACAAGGUUUCUCGCUCGUACCCACCGGCUACUACGCCCUUCACGAGCCAUUCGGAAUAUUCUUUUCCAGCGAAGCGGAGUCGCUGCGCUUCAUGGUCCGCCAGAAGGCCGACAGGGACUGGACUUGCAUCCUCGACUACGCAGACUACUUGCCGGCGCCUGCGUCGAUCAACCCGCUGCUAUCUCCAAAAAGCAACCCGCUUCUCAACAUGCUGCCGACGAUUGCGAACGACCUCACUUACGUGGAAACCGUGAUAGAGCUCGCGAAGCUGGGCGGGCAGCCGGCUGAGAGCGCCUCCGCCGCGUGCUCAAAGACGUCGUUUGCCACAGCCGGUUUUGGCAGCAAUUGGGCGCGCACGCCAGAGUGCCGCAGCUUCGAAGAGCUGAUCCUCCGAAGCCCCAGCCCCCCUGGAGAGAUGGAGCCUAUUCCGGAAGUUCUCGGUAGCUUUUCACUCAGCGCGCCGCCGCCGAACCCCUCUGUGGCGCCUCCAAAGGAGAACCUUCAUCCACUGUUCCCAAAGGCCCCAAGCGCCCCCCCGGUGCCCGUCUCCAACGGCUUCAACACAGCCGACUCCUUCACACUAACCUUCCCUCCCCCCCUCCCGGCCCCGCUCACCAAUUUCGUCCCCCCCCCUCCCACGCCCACCAAACCCGACGCUGCCCAGUACGGCCCUGCGCGCCUCCGACUGGCCCCCCCCCCGGAGUUCCUGCACUCGUUCUCGGGCCCCCCCCCGCGCAAACUCUCGUCGCCCAUGGGCACCGUCUUCCUCAACAUCCGCGCGCCCAAGAAGCUCAGCCCCCGGUUCGGGGGCCCCGGGGAUGCCCCCCGCGAAGAACCGAGCACGAGCAGCGCCACGAGCAACCUCAAAGGGCCUUCCGCCGAGGCCCCCCAGUCGGCCCUUUCCAAAGUGGCUCGAGCCGAAAACGCCCCGGGGGGAUCCCCCGAGGGUCAAGUGCGGGCGGAAGAGCUGGAGCUCCCAAUUCCCCGGCAGGGGGUCAAGCUGACGAGGGCCGAGAAGGCCGCGAUCUCCUCAGGGGACACGUGGCAGCAAUCGAAGGCCCCAGGGGACGAGACGAGCCCGAUACGGGGGGCUGGUAACCGGGCUAUACGAGAGGGUGACCCCACCUCCCCGGCGCAGCUAAAUCUGGGAGGCACCUUCCUUUCCAUCUACCGGUCGCUGCAAGGGGAGGACCUGGCGUCGCUGCAGGGGGGGGGCGAGAUCCGCCUCCCGUGCGAGCCCCCCGAAGUGGAGAGCUCGGACUCGGGGGAGAAGUCGUGGCCCGGGGAACCGACCAUCUCGUCGCUGCUCCCCGCCUGCUCCGACCCGGUGUUCCUCGAGCUGGAGGAUCUUCCGGGGGCCAACAAUUGCCCGGGGAUUAGCAACCGGGCGGAAGAGAUGGACUGCGUGGAGACCAGACACUGCCCGGAGGACGCCAACCGGGCGCAGGAGGACGCCGGGGGAUCCCCCCGGGCCGCGAGCAGCUCUGAGAGCUCCCAAGAAAUGGAGCUCGACACUGGCGCGCCGGGCGAGGCCGAGUCGAGUCCGUACCCGCUGAAAGGCCCCGUUCUGAGCGGGCUCACGCCCGCCAAGUCGCGGUUCCGCCCCCCGGACGGAUUCCGGGCGCCGCUGAAGCGGGCCGGAAAGCUGACGGUGGAGGACCUGACGCCGUACUUCGACAUGCCCAUGUCGGAGGCAUGCAAGGCCCUGGGGAUCGGAUCCACUGUGCUGAAACGGCGCUGCCGCGACCUGAACAUCCCCCGGUGGCCGUACCGCAAGGUGAAGAGCAUCGAGGGGCUCAUCCGAGCGAUCAACGAGUUGGGGCCGAGCGCCGAGGGAACUUCGGCCAAACAGGUCGAGGAGACUCUGCAGCGGCUCGAGGGCGAGAAGAAGCGCAUCUCUGAGUCUCCCGGCCUGACGAUGGCCCAAGAGACCAAAAAGUUCCGCCAGGCCUGCUUCAACGCCAGCCACAAGGCCAAGAAAAGCUCCAAAACGUCAGCCGGCAGCCGGUGCUGACGUCCGCAAACGCACCCAGUGUCAUGGCGUCCACAAAACGGCGGGGGAAGAAAGGGUCUGUUUUGAAAGGAGAAGAAAUUAGUACGCGUCAGAACAGGCUGUUCUGAUGCAAAUGUUUCAGCCGCUGCUGACCUCAGGAGAGCACUCCCCCUGAAAGGGGAUUUGUAAACAGCCCAUCUCAGCUAGAAUGAGGUUCGGAGCGUUGUAUUUGUUCUUUGGGAGCGAGUCGCUCAUCUAGAGAGGCUCCGCAGUUUUUGUGUGUAAUAAAAGUAAUAAAGUGGGUGCGUCGGUCAGGUCAGGUUCUGUACAGGUCGGUAGAAACUGAGGGGGUGCUCGGGGCCGACGUUCCGCGGCUGGUUUCGGUCACGGUUAAGCUAAACGACGAGGGUUUAUGGUACGUAAAGACGCCCGGUAACCCAUUCGCAGUGUGUAAUAGUCCCGGGUUGCUGACUACAUUAGCUGGUUUAGGUGACGUUUGUGUUAACGGUGGUGUUUGCUUACCUAAACUUGUGGUCAAAGACUUCCUGCUAGGUUAACGACUUGCUUGGGGAAAUGAUCUGAUUGCUUAAGGUGCAUUUCUUGGUAGGACGUGGAGACAGUCAAAGCGCCCCGGCGUCAACCGGGUUGGAGAGGACGUCAAACGUAGAUUAGCAAGUUUUGGGAAGCUUGAAACCCAC
Klebsormidium nitens is the source of this 3104-nucleotide messenger RNA. NCBI's taxonomy places the organism in Eukaryota, Viridiplantae, Streptophyta, Klebsormidiophyceae, Klebsormidiales, Klebsormidiaceae. The record is from the annotation of a GenBank genome assembly.